This is a messenger RNA of Durio zibethinus, 2565 nucleotides long. It is a transcript of the gene MAD1, whose product is annotated as mitotic checkpoint family protein. Gene Ontology annotation, cellular component: mitotic spindle; kinetochore; nuclear envelope. The record is from RefSeq and is a predicted model, not a curated record. Gene Ontology annotation, biological process: mitotic spindle assembly checkpoint signaling; attachment of mitotic spindle microtubules to kinetochore. NCBI's taxonomy places the organism in Eukaryota, Viridiplantae, Streptophyta, Magnoliopsida, Malvales, Malvaceae.
UAGUUUUUAAUAUAAGGAACCGAUGUUAAAGCUCAUCCAAAGAACGCUAAGUUUUGGCAUAUUUUUAUCAAAAAAUUAAAGGUGGCGCACUCAGUUGGGCUGGCAGGGCUAUAUAUAAGUGUGAUGUCUGUCAUUGUUUGAAAAUAUAUGCGCCAUUGUCCUCUCUUUCAGAUUUCGUUCUGAAUCGGUGAGAGAGAGAAACCCUAGAAUUUUGAAUUUGGGGGGAAGGGGGAGACAAUAUGAUACUGAGGACUCCACCAUCCAAGAGGCAAAGGGCCGAACCCAUAGUUCAGGACAGUCCAUCAGCGGUGGCCGCCUCUGAGGGACGCCUUGUUAUCUACGAAGACAACCCUCCGGCUGCGCCUCCGCAGGAAUCAUCUCACCAGCCCUCCGAUCACCUCCUCUGUACUUAUCAAUGCCGCCAGAUGGUUAAAGCAGAUUUUCUAGAUGCCUUGAGCAAUGCAGAGAAGCAAAUACGUGAUUAUCAGUCCAAACUAGAGGCAUUAAAUGAAAACUUUUCCAAAGCUGAAGCAGAGAGGAAAAAGUUUAGGGAUCAAUUCCUCUAUGCAGAACAAGAGCUAGCUGCUGCAAAAGGACGUGAGCAAAAGCUGCAUGAUCAGCUCUUGAAGGAAGUCAAUAAUUCACAAGAAAGAUUCAAAAAACAAUUAGAAUCGCACAAUGCGCUUCAGGGGAAGCUGCAAAAUGAGAUUAACCUUCGCAAAAGAGCUGAGUCCUCUGCAGCAUCUGCCGAAGAGAAAGCAACUGGUUUAGAGGGAAAACAUAAUCAACUUUCUCAAAGCAUAGAAAGGGAGAAAAAGCGACUUCACAAUGAGCUUACUCAGCUGAAAGGAGAAUCAAAGCUUUCUGUUUCCAGAAUAAGUGCUGAUCUUGAAAGAAUGGAAUUUAGAGCUAAUAAUGCUGAGAAGGAAUCAGAGCUUUUGAAAGAGCAGCUGGAGGAUCUUAAGAAACAAUUUAAUGAGUGCUUACAUCAAAAGAGUGAAGUAGAGAAGAAGUUGUCAAGUUUCACCUUUCAAGAAGUUUCUUCCACCGAGAGUAAUAUUUUGAUUAAGCAUUUGCAAGAGGAGCUUAGAAACUAUGAGUCUGAAGUACGAGAGGCAAGAAAGUUGAAAUCAUCUCAUGAGGACAUUGAGUUAUUGAAGGCAAAAUUACUGGAAGAGAAGGGCCGCAGAGAGAGAGUAGAAUCAGAGCUAUCUAGGUUGCAAGAGCAAAUGAUAAUUUUGAACAACUUGGAGAAUGAGUUGUCAUCUUGGAAGCUGAUGAUGAUGGACAUACCUGGCGUGUCAUGUCCUGAAGAUAUACUUGUCAAGUUUGCAACGUUACAAAAGGAAGUGAUUGACAGUACAAUUAAGAUAGGUGAGGCAAAUGCACGCUUGAAGCAAAUUGAGGUAGGACUGGAUGCUGCACAACUUGCUAAAACGAAUGCUGAAGCUGAUGCUGUGUUGGCUAAAGAGCAGGCAGAAGUCUUGAAAUCAGAGGUCAAGCGGAUUGAAUUCAUGCUUUCUAUGGUUACUGAAGAGAGAGAUAGGUUGAGAAAUGUUAUUAAUGAAUUAAAGAGGCCUAAGAAUGGAGAAGCAGGUGAUGAAGUGGCCAGUGGAACUGUUGUUCAGGAGCUUGAAUCAUCUCUUGCAAAGAAGGAAUCAUGUAUUAAAGAAUUAGAGAGUAGUUUACAUGAACAAAAAGAUGUUAAUGAUCGUCAACAUAAUGAGAUUAAAUUGCUUCAUGAUAGGCUAAAUAAUGAAGCAAGAAGAAUAAAAUCACUAGAAAGGGAGACUGAUCGACUUCGUUCAGAGCUUUCGCUACUGGAAUCAAAGCUGGGUCAUGGCGAUUAUUCUGCUGCAAAUACAAAAGUUUUGCGAAUGGUAAAUACUCUUGCUGUUGAUAACGAGGCAAAACAAACUAUUGAGGCUUUACAAACUGAGUUACAAAAGACAAAGGAGAAGUUACAAGCUCUUGAAGAAUUGAAAAGUCAAUCAGGUGAUACUGGGAAGCUGGUUGACUCCUUUAUAUCUGAGAAGAUAAUGAGACUAAAAGAACAAAUUGCAACACUUGAAAAACGUGAAGAGAGAUACAAGACUGUUUUUGCAGAUAGAAUUUCAGUUUUUAGGAGGGCAUGUUGUGAGCUCUUCGGUUACAAGAUUGUAAUGGAUGAGCACCAGCGUCCUAAUGGAAUCCCUGUGACUCAUUUUACCCUUCAAUCAAUUUAUGCUCAAAGUGAUGAUGAGAAGCUUGAAUUUGAGUAUGAAUCUGGGAAUACUAACAUUUUGGCAAAUGAUUAUACCGCACAGCCUGAGAUAUCCCAUCAGGUUGAUAUAUUUGUUCGGAAGUUGAAUUCGAUCCCAGCUUUCACUGCUAAUCUCACAGUGGAGUCUUUUAACAGGCGAACUCUCUCUUAACAUAAAUCAACGUGUAUGCAUAAUUCUCAACACUUGAUUCCUUAUGUUUGAAAUCUUACAACUGAAAAAUGCAGUGAAAAUGGAUGUAUUAGUCUGGUUUGAUUUGUGGAUCUGCUGUUUAAAUGCAAUAGCUUGGCUUUGGCUUUUAAAA